Phalaenopsis equestris is the source of this 547-nucleotide messenger RNA. RefSeq lists its product as uncharacterized. Lineage: Eukaryota; Viridiplantae; Streptophyta; Magnoliopsida; Asparagales; Orchidaceae. The record is from RefSeq and is a predicted model, not a curated record. Bases 41 to 283 code for a protein of 80 amino acids. The transcript has 3 exons.
UUGUUCUUUUAAGGUCAAUGCCUCGCGAGGUAUUUGGGUCAUGAUCCAAGCUAUUUUACUUUAUUUAUUAUUCCCGAAUAGAGAAGGGAUAUCGCCGCAGAGGGAGAGGGAGAUGAGGAAGUUCGAUCCAUGGCCGAUAUUCUUCCGCAGGGAAUGGAACAGGAACUGGCCUUUCCUCACAGGCUUUGCCAUUACCGGCGCGAUUAUCAUCAAGAUGACUGCCGGCUUCACCGAGGAGGAUUUCAAGAAUUCUCCCUUUGCUCAAGCGCAUAAACGGAAAUAGUGUUAUGAUGGCUAUAAUUUGAGGGUUCUGCACUUGUAUCAAGACUGCUGCUCUCUCCUUUUUUUUUCUCUUCAGGGAAUGUUGAUUGUAACCAUGCUUUUUUAAUAGACUGAAUAAGAUUUGAUCUGCUCCAAUUUGAGAAUAUCUUUUCCUAUUUAGCUUUCUGAUAAUGAUUUGGGAUAUCUCGUUUUUUUUUUCCGUCUCCAUUAUGUAUUAACAAAUUAUUUUAUGAAGUAUUUGUGACUUCAAUUUUGCAAUUCUACA